Molecule: messenger RNA, 1510 nt
Organism: Colius striatus (speckled mousebird)
Lineage: Eukaryota; Metazoa; Chordata; Aves; Coliiformes; Coliidae
Gene: BNIP3
Product: BCL2 interacting protein 3
Exons: 6
Coding region: 72-686 (204 amino acids)
Biological process (GO): positive regulation of apoptotic process; mitochondrial outer membrane permeabilization
Cellular component (GO): nucleus; mitochondrial outer membrane; mitochondrial envelope
Source: RefSeq, a predicted model, not a curated record
CGCCGCCGCGCUCAGUGCGUGUCCUGCCGCGGCCGCAGCAGCUGCGCCGCGGGCAUCGGGGCGGCCGCGCCAUGUCGCGGCUGGGCGCGCAGGACGAGAACCUGCAGGGUUCCUGGGUGGAACUCCACUUCAACAGUAACGGGAACGGCGGUGGCAGCAGCGUGUCUUCCACGAGCCAGGAGCAAGUACCAGCCUCCCUUUCCAUUCACAAUGGUGACAUGGAGAAAAUCCUCUUGGAUGCUCAACAUGAAUCUGGAAGAAGCAGUUCAAGGGAAAGUUCACAUUGUGACAGCCCUCCUCGUUCCCAGACUCCUCAGGACAGCCACAGAGCUUUGGAAGUAGAGAGUCACAGCAGUGGAGAAAAGAACAGCUUUCAGUCUGAAGAGGACUUUCUGGAGCGGAGGAGAGAAGUGGAAAGGCUCCUGAAGAAGAACGCGGACUGGAUCUGGGACUGGUCCAGCCGGCCAGAGAACAUCCCGCCCAAGGAGUUCCUGUUCAAGCACCCCAGGCGCACAGCUACUCUCAGCAUGAGAAACACCAGUGUCAUGAAGAAGGGGGGGAUAUUCUCAGCAGAAUUCCUGAAGGUGUUCCUUCCAUCUCUGCUGCUUUCUCACUUGCUUGCCAUUGGACUGGGGGUGUACAUUGGGAGACGCCUGACCACCACAGCCCCCAGCGGCACCUUCUGAGGCGCUGCAGGUGUCGGCAGGGCCCGCCCAGCACACCGUCCCUCCGGCACACCCCGUCCCUCCGCGGCGGCACCAGCCCCACAGCUGACGUGUGGCUCCCUUCGUAGAGCACGUUCCGGGUGCAUUCACAUCUGUUCUGUCGCUUUGUAGUCAAGUAGCUUUUAAAAUGAAAGCAGAACUGUUUUGUUUGAAGCAGCCCAGGCUUUCAGGUUGCUGUGUGAUUCAUCUUGGGCUGCUGCCGAGCUGCUGCUUUGUGCUUCAUAGGUGUGAGUGUUGGUCACUGCUGCCCUCAUCGCCACCACAGGGAUGAGCACAAAGCAAUGGGUGGCCUCAUCAACCCUGUGGGAAUCCAGAGGAGCUUUCCCCUCUCCUGAGGCACUUUCCUCCUCCUGUGGGUUUUGCUUGGCUCCUUCCCUUCUGUGUGAGGCACUGAGAGAUGCUGGGGGAGGGGAGCACAGGAGGGAACCCUGGUCAGUGUUUUCUGGUUCAGAGUGAGAUGCACAACAGCCUGGAUUAAAAGGUGGACUUUAGUGCCUAAUAAAGAUCUUCACUUGGAAAGACACAUACUGAACUCCCCAAUGAUUACAAGUUCAUUCUGUUCUAUCUGUUUGCAGGCUCUUGCUUCUGUCUUUUUACCUGUAAAGUAAUACAUUUGCAUCUCAACAUCGGCUUCCUCCUGUAGAUCCAAACAAGGGUUGCUUGCUUGCUUGUUUUUACUAAUGGAAUGCCUUUCUUUCAGUGAUUUUACCUUAUUUAAUGACAGAAAAUGGAUGUUUGCCAAAAUACCAUGUUUUAUAUAUUUAAAUAAAAAGGUUCCGCGUGGA